Cyprinodon variegatus (sheepshead minnow) is the source of this 2383-nucleotide messenger RNA. RefSeq names its product Mdm1 nuclear protein (gene saxo6). The record is from RefSeq and is a predicted model, not a curated record. NCBI's taxonomy places the organism in Eukaryota, Metazoa, Chordata, Actinopteri, Cyprinodontiformes, Cyprinodontidae. The transcript has 15 exons. Gene Ontology annotation, molecular function: microtubule binding. Gene Ontology annotation, biological process: negative regulation of centriole replication. Bases 915 to 2096 code for a protein of 393 amino acids.
ACCCAGUGUUGGAUGAAUAACCGGUAGAGUCUGUUAGCCGUUAGCGCCUCACCUGAUCGGUUAAGGGAAAUAACGAGGCUCUGGUUGGUGUUUAAUCUGCGGUGAGUGACCAUUUCCGGUAUUUCCUUAAACAAGAAGGAGCGCCAUGACGGUCCGCUUCAAGAACCAGACAGAGUACCAGAAGAGCUAUGGGGUUUCCCGAUCCAGAAGCGUCUCGCCCCGCCGCUGCCUCCCGCUGGCCGGUCUUCGGUCUGAACAGAUGGGCUCCUGUCCUGUCUGUAUCUGCAGGGAUCAGCAGGAAACCCGGUCCGCUUGGUGCAGCCCGGUCUGCCAGCUCUCUGCUUGCUCCUCCAGAGGAUCCAGGUGAUCAGACUAUGAGAACAGCGCCCCCAGCUGGUAGAAAUGCUUCUCCAGCUUCUAGGAGGCGUUUAGCACAGAACAAUCCACCAAAGAUGGACUCCAAACCAGCAAAGGAUUCUGAACCUGGAUCUCCAGCAGGACUUGAACCAACCGUCGGCCUUGAAGCUGCACCCAGACCAGAACCGGGGUCACCUUUCAGACCAGUACCUGAUGGGAAAUCCGGUAAUUGUACGAAAUAUGAGACAUCUGACUAUUUGUUACCACAGACCAUCUAAGGUCCAGAUCUGUUCUGUGCCCCAGCAAAGCUCCUCCCCUCUGAGCUCGAGCCCGGCGGACCGGCGGAACCAGAACCUGAUAACCAGGUCGACCAGGCGCUGCGCUGGAAGGCGGGGCUAAGACCUGGAGGUCAGAGGUCAAGGGGUCAGAGGUCAGAGUACCACAGACAGUUUGGCUGGAAGAACCUUGAAUCUGCAACAUCGCCUUUACUGACAGCAGAGCGGGUGUUGUACUCCAGCAGCCGGUCGGUGCCACCGUUUAAGAAGAACCCCGUUUCCAUGGAAACAGAGUACCGCAGGAGCUUCCGGGGUCUGAUCCCGCCCUCCGGGCCUCGCCUUCGUAGCCGUCUGGAACAUCACAGUGACCCGCUGUUCCACAAGUUCAGAAUCAACUGGAGGAAAACAUUGGAGCCACAGAAAAAGCUUCCUAGCAAAGCGGAAACGGCUCAGAGCGACGAUGGCAGGUCUCCUGCUCGGGUGCAGAGAAGACGCAGGAUGUUGACAGAGUAUCAGUCCAGCUUUCGUUCUCCUCUCUACAGGAACCCAGAGGGAGGCGGAGCUACUGAUGACAUGGCGGAACAGGUGAAGGAGCGGAGGCAGCAGGCCCUGAUGUACCGCCGCAGAGCCUGGGGAACCAACUUCUCCAGGAACCAUCUGAGCCAGCUGCUGUCUGAGUAUAACGCUCUGUGGGAGCCCACAGACUCCCUCACUGAGCCCUCCACCCCCCCGCCUGAGGCGGACAGCCGCAGCGCUUCCUGUGUGGAACCCCUGGACCUGGACAGUAACUCCAGUAGGAGGUCGUCAGUCAGUGCUGGAGGAACGCGGCCCAGAGUCAGAGAGACAAAGAGGAGCCCAGGAGGAGAACCCGACCCGGAACGCCACACAGCCCAGGGAGAAGAAGAAGAUACAGAUGAAGAGGAGGGAAGGUUACCGACUCCCAGAAUGAAAACGAGGCCAGUUCAGAGGACUCACCAUGACCUGACCACACCUGCCACAGGGGGCGCUAUGCUUGUUGGAAAACUGACCAAUGGUGAUGAUUCUUCUCCAUGUAAACAUAAGGAGAAAUGUUCACCAGAACCCGAGGCCGCUGUCAGCAGCAAGGCGAGCAAACCGAAGGAGGCGUGGACAGAAAACCACCCAACGUCCUUAAGCCCCCUUCCUACCCACAAACAGACCCUCAGCUCUCAGCCCAAACCAAUAAGGACGAAGCAGGCGCCCCUCGCUCUGACACCGCCCCCGCAGCAUGGGAUCCAGGGAACGCUGAGACACCCGGACUUCCAGCACAACGGUGAUUUGGGUUUGAGGUUCAGGGAGCUGCCAUGUUCCAGAGGAGGCUGCGGGUCUGAUGAAGACGACCGAUUCUCUGUGAUGUCAUGGCGCUCUGCAGCCUCUUGCUCUGCAGCGUCCGCCAUAUUGGAGCGCGCUCAGAAGAGGCGGGAGGAAUUCUGGGGGAAAAGAUGACAAACUGGAAAUAAACUCGUUCUGCAGAGCUGUGUCCUUCAUGUCAAAGCUUUAGAUGUUAUUUAUCUUUGUAGCAAAAGUUGAAAUCUUUUAUUUUCUUAACAGAAAUACAUUAGACAGCAGUGUAGAUUCUCAAACUCUUCAGUGCUUAAAGUCGUAGUGAAGUCAUAUUUAAAUGUCAAAUCAUUCUGGCUUUAACAUGUUUAUAAAUGUACUCUUAACCAGACGAUAUUGUCCCAAAAUGUAGAAAAUUACUAAAAAUCCUGCCUUAAAAUCUGUUUUUUUUU